Messenger RNA from Penicillium verhagenii, 1308 nucleotides. RefSeq names its product ribose phosphate diphosphokinase subunit PRS5. The coding region runs from base 1 to 1308 and encodes 435 amino acids. Lineage: Eukaryota; Fungi; Ascomycota; Eurotiomycetes; Eurotiales; Aspergillaceae. The transcript has 3 exons. The record is from RefSeq and is a predicted model, not a curated record. Gene Ontology annotation, cellular component: ribose phosphate diphosphokinase complex; cytoplasm. Gene Ontology annotation, molecular function: ribose phosphate diphosphokinase activity; magnesium ion binding. Gene Ontology annotation, biological process: 5-phosphoribose 1-diphosphate biosynthetic process; purine nucleotide biosynthetic process.
AUGGUUCGCAACCUGGUCGUCAUCGGGGGUACAUCCCACCCGCAGUUGACCGAGACCAUUUGCAGUGUACUGGGCCUCCCUCCGGCGGAGGUGCUGCUGUCCAAGUUCGCUGUGGGUGAGACUCGUGUGGAGAUCCAGGAGUCCGUCCGUGGAAAGGACGUCUACAUCAUCCAGUCCGGAGGUGGUAAAGUCAACGACCACCUGCUUGAGCUCCUCAUUACUAUCUCCGCCUGUAAGACCGCAUCGGCCCGCCGGGUGACCGCUGUCCUUCCUCUCUUCCCCUACUCCCGCCAAAGUGAUAUUCCAUACGACAAGGCUGGAGCGCCUCUCGUCAAGUCCUCGGUCCCGAACAAAUCUACCAGCGGCUACACUUUCGAAAGCACUCCUCCCACCCCAGGCCCCGGUAAGCCCGAGGGCCUGGGUCUGAUGAAUGGCAUUGAUAGCCUCCAGAAGAGCCUUGCCAAAGCUCAGAUCGAAGAGCACAAUGGAAGCCCAGUGAAGCGUCGUCCUGCAUCCGGUACUCCACUUCCCCGGAGUGAUACCAACGACUCCCUCAAAUCCCUGGCUAACAGUGCGGCCCUUGAAGAAUCUACCAGUAACUCUUCCGCUGCUUCAAAGAUCAAUGCCUUCCAGCCUCGCCCUGGCUACAAGCAGUGGGUUGCACAAGCAGGCACUCUGGUAGCUGACCUGCUGACCUGCGCUGGUGCUGAUCACAUCAUUACUAUGGAUUUGCACGACCCUCAGUACCAGGGAUUCUUUGACAUUCCCGUGGACAACCUCUAUGGACGUCCUCUCCUGAAGAGCUACAUUCAGCGCAACAUCCCCAAUUUCAAGCAGGCCGUCAUCGUCAGCCCUGACGCUGGUGGCGCCAAGCGUGCGACAGCCAUUGCUGACCAGAUGGGAAUGGAAUUCGCUCUCAUCCACAAGGAGCGCCGCCCCACAAAGAUCACAGACCGCCAGAAUGCCACCAUGAUGUUGGUCGGCGACGUCCGCGACCGGAUAGCUAUCCUGAUCGACGACUUGGCGGAUACCUCUAACACAAUCACCCGGGCAGCCAAGCUCCUGAAGACAGAGGGCGCUUCCAAGGUCUAUGCCCUGGUCACCCACGGUAUUCUCAGCGGUGAUGCUAUCGAGCGCAUCAACGCCAGCGCCCUUGAUAAGGUGGUGGUGACCAACAGUGUGGAGCAGAACGAUCACCUGCGCCGAUGCCCGAAGCUGGAGGUCCUAGAGGUUGGCCACGUUUUCGCCGAGGCCAUCCGCCGCGUCCACCACGGUGAGAGUAUUAGUGUCUUGUUCCAGUAUGAUUGA